Molecule: messenger RNA, 804 nt
Organism: Talaromyces marneffei
Lineage: Eukaryota; Fungi; Ascomycota; Eurotiomycetes; Eurotiales; Trichocomaceae
Exons: 3
Coding region: 1-804 (267 amino acids)
Molecular function (GO): heme binding; oxygen binding
Source: RefSeq, a predicted model, not a curated record
AUGCCUGGCCCCGACAAUAGCUGCCCAGUGGAGGUACCCAUGGUGUCGGAGACGAUGAUAUCAGUAAAUGGAACAAAUGAAACAAAAGAGGCAUCAUGUCCAAUGCACUCAUGGCCACGCGCUAUUCAGCAUAUUGAUCGGAAGGAUCUGUAUACGAAUCUUGAAGACCGAAUACACUACCUGCACUCCUUUCUCGAUUUUAGUUCUAAUGACAUCGAAGCCCUCAUCAACGGAUCCAAAUAUAUCAAAGCAUUAAUACCGGCUGUGGUGAAUAUUGUAUAUCGGAAGCUCCUUCAAUAUGACAUCACAGCAAGAGCAUUCCAAACACGGAGUACCAGCUUUGAAGGUCCCCUAGAUGAAUUCCCCAGCGAGGAUAGUCCACAAAUCAUCCAUCGAAAGAUGUUUCUGCGGGGAUAUCUAGUCAAAUUGUGCUCAGACCCGAGUAAGAUGGAGUUUUGGCAAUAUCUGGAUAAAGUUGGUAUGAUGCAUGUUGGCCGAGGGCGAGAACAUCCACUCCAUAUCGAAUACAUUCAUAUCGGCGCCUGCCUUUCAUUUAUCCAAGACACAUUCACAGAGGCCAUAUUGUCUCAUCCUCGAAUGCAACUACAUCGCAAGAUAGCACUGGUCAAGGCUUUGGGCAAAGUGAUAUGGAUUCAGAAUGACCUUUUUGCAAAGUGGUAUGGGAGAGAUGGCGAGGAGUAUGCCGAUGAUAGUGUCAAGGUAAAGAUUGAACAGGAAGGGUAUUUGCAUGGCAAGAAGAUUGUGAAUGAUUCAGAUGAUUCUUCCAUAGCAUCUAGUGAUUAA